Molecule: messenger RNA, 4362 nt
Organism: Scophthalmus maximus (turbot)
Lineage: Eukaryota; Metazoa; Chordata; Actinopteri; Pleuronectiformes; Scophthalmidae
Gene: aldh18a1
Product: aldehyde dehydrogenase 18 family, member A1
Exons: 18
Coding region: 449-2797 (782 amino acids)
Cellular component (GO): cytoplasm; mitochondrion
Molecular function (GO): glutamate 5-kinase activity; ATP binding; glutamate-5-semialdehyde dehydrogenase (NADP+) activity
Source: RefSeq, a predicted model, not a curated record
UUCCGCUCCUCUUCCGCAUUUCGCCGGAAGGCCUGACGCUACUUCCUGCCGCUUCACCGCCAAUUUACGAGACUUUCCUCCGUAGAAACACAACAUACGCGCUUUUUAAUGUCAGCAGCAGCGGCCUCGGGUUAAAGAAUCACACUUUGUUCCUCUUGUUUCUAACUUGACCGUGGCGGGAGUUUCAAAGCCUCAGACGCCGCGGUGACGUUAGACACAGUCCGCUCUUACACACUUGCUGCAAAACCGCGAGGGGGAGGAGUCAGGGGAGGAGUCGCGCACACGGCGAGUGAGUCCAGCUCUGUGCAAACUGUCUGUGUGAUAAAUAAGGAAUAGCGGACUCGAGGUGAUGAAGUGAGACUAGAAGAAGUGACACAGACAGGACGAGAUACACGAGGACUUCACUAGGCGCCAAUUUGAUAUCUCGACCCAGGCUCUCGGACCGACCAUGCUGCUGCAGAGGUUGACCCUGUGCCCGAGGAUCCCGUCGGAGUCCCUGAGACACGUACGCUGCCUGCUCACCCGACCACAGACACAAGCUCCCCAGGGCAGGGCCCACGGCAGCUCCUUCGCCCACCGCGGUGAACUCCGUCAUGCCAAGAGGAUCGUAGUCAAGCUCGGCAGCGCUGUGGUCACCCGUGGCGAUGAAUGUGGGCUGGCGCUGGGGAGGCUGGCCUCCAUUGUGGAGCAGGUGGCCAUGCUGCAGAAUCAGGGCAGGGAGAUGAUGAUUGUCACCAGUGGAGCCGUGGCCUUUGGAAAGCAAAGAUUAAGACAUGAGAUCCUGCUGUCACAGAGCGUCCGACAGGCACUGCACUCCGGACACAACCAGCUCAAAGACAUGUCCCUGCCAGUGUUGGAGGCGCGGGCCUGUGCUGCAGCAGGGCAGAGUGGCCUGAUGGCCCUUUAUGAGGCAAUGUUCACCCAGUACAGCACUUGUACCGCACAGAUCCUCGUUACGAAUCUGGAUUUCCACGAUGACCAAAAGAGGCAGAACCUGAACAGCACACUGCAGGAGCUGAUGCGCAUGAACAUCGUGCCCAUCAUCAACACCAAUGACGCGGUGGUGCCCCCUCCGGAGCCCAACAGCGACCUGCAGGGGGUAAAUGUGAUCAGCAUUAAGGACAAUGACAGCCUGGCGGCGAGGCUAGCUGUAGAGAUGAAGGCUGACCUGCUCAUCGCGCUGUCUGACGUGGAAGGACUGUACAACAGCCCUCCUGGGACAGAUGACGCCAAGCUCAUUGACAUAUUCUACCCCGGAGACCAGCAGUCCAUCACUUACGGUACAAAGUCCAGAGUUGGGAUUGGAGGCAUGGAGGCGAAGGUCAAGGCUGCGCUGUGGGCACUGCAAGGUGGCACCUCAGUGGUCAUUGCAAACGGAACCCACCCCAAAGUAACGGGUCAUGUCAUCACUGACAUCGUGGAGGGCAAAAAGGUGGGAACCUUCUUCUCCGAGAUCAAACCCGCUGGCCCAACUGUGGAGCAGCAGACAGAAAUGGCACGUAACUCUGGAAGAACCCUGGCAACUCUUCAACCAGAGCAGAGGAGUGAAAUCAUCUGCCAUCUAUCAGAGCUGUUGACUGAAAGGAAGGAGGAGAUUCUGGCUGCCAACAAGAUGGACAUGGACCUGGCUGUUAAUGCAGGCCUUUUGCCACCAGCAAUGCUCAAGCGUCUGAGUCUGUCAUCAGCCAAACUUAACAGCUUGGCCAUAGGUCUGCGCCAGAUAGCUGUGGCAGCCCAGGACAGCGUGGGCCGUGUGCUGCGCAAGACCAGGGUGGCUCACAAUCUGGAGCUGGAGCAGAUUACUGUGCCCAUCGGAGUUCUGCUGGUCAUCUUCGAGGCCAGACCCGACUGCCUGCCACAGGUUUCAGCAUUGGCCAUAGCCAGUGGUAACGCUCUCCUUCUGAAGGGUGGAAAGGAGGCGGCCAACACGAACCGUGUUCUCCACCAGCUCGCCCAGGAAGCCCUCGCCAUGCAUGAUGUCAGAGAGGCUGUGCAACUGGUGAGCACUCGGGAGGAGGUGGAGGAUCUUUGCCGACUGGACAAAAUGAUCGACUUGAUUAUUCCUCGAGGUUCAUCCCAGCUGGUGAAGGACAUCCAGCGAGCCGCCAAUGGCAUCCCGGUGCUGGGUCACAGCGAGGGAAUCUGCCACGUCUACGUCGACGCAGAGGCCUCAGUUGACAAAGUUAUCAAGAUUGUCAGAGACUCAAAGUGUGACUACCCAGCUGCGUGUAAUGCCAUGGAAACUCUGCUGAUUCACCGAGACAUCCUGAGGACCCCACUCUUUGACCAGAUCAUUGACAUGCUGCGCACUGAACGGGUGAAGAUUCAUGCCGGCCCUCGGUUUGCCUCCUACCUGACCUUCAGCCCAUCAGAGGCCAAUUCUUUGCGGACAGAGUAUGGCGAUCUGGAAUGCUGCAUGGAGGUGGUGGACAGCAUGCUCGAGGCUGUGGACCAUAUCCACAAAUAUGGCAGCUCUCACACGGAUGUCAUCGUCACAGAAAAUGAGGACACAGCGGAGCAGUUCCUGCAGCAGCUGGACAGUGCUUGUGUUUUCUGGAACGCCAGCUCACGCUUCGCUGAUGGAUACCGCUUUGGACUGGGCGCAGAGGUUGGCAUUAGCACCGCGCGUAUCCAUGCCCGGGGCCCCGUGGGCCUGGAGGGGCUGCUCACCACCAAGUGGGUCCUGAGAGGUGAUGGGCACACAGCGGCGGACUUCUCUGAGCACGGCACCAUGAAGUACCUCCAUGAAAACCUGCCUGUUGUGCAGCCUCCAGCUGGACAGAGAGACAGCAACUAGACCAGAGUUUGUUUGCUACACUCUCUCAAGGAUUUGCUUUACUCAACAGCAGCUCCCGGCCGGAUAAAUGGCUCAUGUCAUUGUUUAAAACCGCGCACAACAAGGAGAGGGACGCUCCAGAAAACAGUAUCAGUACAAGCAGAAAGUUGUCCAAGUUCAGAUUAUACUGUUGUUCAAUGACUAACUUCUACCUCAGCUUUCCAGUAUUGUGAGUUAGGAAAACUUGCCCUCAUCACAACAACACACAAAACCUCUAAUUGGAGAAACUGUGACCAAGAAGGACAUUAACUAACAUGACUUUCUUUCAAGACAAAGUAAACACAGAAUAUUAAAGAAAACUGAAAUUCUUGAUAAUUAUUAUUUUUAUGGGAAAAAAAAGCAAUCUCAGGACAUCAUUUUUAUUCCGGACGUUGAUUCACAAGCCUAAGUUACAAGCCUUAUUAACUGUGUUUACACUGAACCAAAGCUGGCAUAAUGCUGCCCUUCUGUAUAAUUUUUUUGUAGCAUGUUGGUGUUGGGGAAUCAGAGACAUGACAUUUAACUCUCCCUUCAUACAGACUUCCAUCCAGCUCUGUGAACUCCACUGUCGGCCAGUUGCGGGAACAACAACGUUCAUGCCUUUCUAUUAGGAACAGUGAGGCAAAAGAAAGUCACAUUCCCGUCUUGACCAGGUUUUGUUUAAGGGCUACAGAAAACCUUUAAUUUCCUCCAUGAAAUCAUCAGGAGAUAAGGCAUUAAGCAUCAGUACCAAAAUGUACAUACUUUUGCCAGUUUUAUUGCGUAAAACCACCAAAAGCUUAAUGUAUCUGGUCAGGGGUCAUCCAUAGUUGGUGAUUCUCCUGAGCCAAAACACAGUAUUAUAAGGAUUGACAUGUAUUUUUAUCUAACAUUUUGUUGAUGCAACCUAGUCCAUUAUAUAAAAAGAAAUCAAGUUGCGCUUAUGAUUGUACAUAUUCUUAUUGUACUGCUUUGGCUCAUUGCCCACAAGAUUAAUACUGUUUGUACUGUGAUUUCUCUUUUUCAUAUAACAUUUCAACAUUUUUAUUUCCUUUCUCAAAUUCCAGGAUUACGUUUUACUGUAUAUAUCUUAAUUUACAGGCAUUUUGAUUAGCCGAGGUGCUGGUUUCAUACCACUACAUGGAGACAUUUGACAAAUAACUGGUCUGAUUCAAACCUUCCGGAUUUCCUGUAUCAUAUUUGAUACAGAAGUAUAAGAAGUUGUGUUGUACCGCAACACAAGUGUGCACUUCAACUUGAAAUGCACCAGUUUUAUUUACAAUUGUAUUUAUUUGAUCAUUGUUAGAAGUUCUGCUCAUUUUUCCAAUGCUUUGCUGUUUUCCUGUUUGUACCUUGUGGCGCCCAAAGCCUCUUUCAGAGCAGGAACAGUAAUUGACAAGCUGCCUUCUUCAAGCUGGAGGGGAAAAUGCAGCUGCUUUUAAAUUAAGCUCUGCAACGUUUCCAGCCUCUGAGCUCCAAUCUGAUGUCUGGCAAUGCACACUUAAUGACCGGUUUGGAUUGUUUAAUAGCAGUACUGUAGAAUUAAAAAGAAAAUUGUUGAAAAAGAA